Urocitellus parryii (Arctic ground squirrel) is the source of this 3317-nucleotide messenger RNA. It is a transcript of the gene Kcns1, whose product is annotated as potassium voltage-gated channel modifier subfamily S member 1. Gene Ontology annotation, molecular function: protein binding; delayed rectifier potassium channel activity. NCBI's taxonomy places the organism in Eukaryota, Metazoa, Chordata, Mammalia, Rodentia, Sciuridae. The record is from RefSeq and is a predicted model, not a curated record. Gene Ontology annotation, biological process: action potential; protein homooligomerization; potassium ion transmembrane transport. Gene Ontology annotation, cellular component: membrane; voltage-gated potassium channel complex.
UCGAUGCGGCCUCAGCCGCGGGGGACGGAGGAACACAGGCAAGGAGGGGGCCGCGGGGCCUCGGGCUGCAGCGAGGCGGCAGGGCCGCUGGGGCACUGACAGCCCGGGCGCCGCCAGCGCCUCCGCAGCCUCUGCGCCUUUGGGGACCGACGCGCCAGGCUUCAGAGAGCGGCUGCCGCAGGUGGCAAGCAUUACUACUCCUAUUUGCGGAGAAGGAAACCGAGGUUCAGAGUGCUGGCACAUCCAGGAUCACACUGUAGACCUCUGGUUAGUCCUGGGAAAGAAGACAUCCUACGUGAGCGUUCGGCGCAUGCCAGACAUAAUCCUUCAAGGGCGACCCGCUGUAGCCAUGGUGAGCGAGUCCUUGGGGCCUGGCACUGGGGUUCCCUGGAGGAGAAGCGACGAGGCUCUGCGCGUGAACGUGGGCGGCGUGCGGCGGCUGUUGAGCGCGCGCGCCCUGGCGCGCUUCCCGGGCACGCGGCUGGGUCGCCUGCAGGCCGCGGCGUCGGAGGAGCAGGCGCGGCGCCUGUGCGACGACUACGACGCGGCGGCGCGCGAGUUCUACUUCGACCGGCACCCGGGCUUCUUCCUGGGCCUGCUGCACUUCUACCGCACCGGCCGCCUGCACGUGCUCGACGAGCUGUGCGUCUUCGCCUUCGGCCAGGAGGCCGACUACUGGGGCCUGGGCGAGAGCGCGCUGGCCACGUGCUGCCGCGCGCGCUACCUGGAGCGGCGCGUGACGCGGCCGCGCGCCUGGGAUGAGGACAGCGACACGCCGAGCAGUGUGGACCCGUGCCCCGACGAGAUCUCGGACGUGCAGCGCGAGCUGGCGCGCUAUGGCGCGGCGCGCUGCGGUCGCCUGCGCCGCCGCCUCUGGCUCACCAUGGAGAACCCGGGCUACUCGCUGCCCAGCAAGCUUUUCAGCUGCGUCUCCAUCGGCGUGGUGCUGGCCUCCAUCGCCGCCAUGUGCAUCCACAGCCUGCCGGAGUACCAGGCCCGCGAGGCGGCGGCCGCCGUGGCUGCGGUGGCUGCUGGCCGCAGCACGGAAGAAGUGCGCGACGACCCGGUGUUGCGACGCCUGGAGUACUUCUGCAUCGCCUGGUUCAGCUUCGAGGUAUCGUCACGCCUUCUUCUGGCGCCCAGCACGCGCAACUUCUUCUGCCACCCGCUCAACCUCAUAGACAUCGUGUCGGUGCUGCCCUUCUAUCUCACGCUGCUGGCUGGCGCAGCGCUCGGUGGCCGGGGCGGCGGGAGCGGCGAGGAGCUAGGCGACCUGGGCAAGGUGGUGCAGGUUUUCCGCCUCAUGCGCAUCUUCCGGGUACUGAAAUUGGCACGCCACUCCACUGGACUGCGCUCCCUGGGCGCCACGCUCAAGCACAGCUACCGCGAGGUGGGCAUCUUGCUGCUGUACCUGGCCGUGGGGGUGUCUGUGUUCUCCGGCGUGGCCUACACAGCUGAGGAGGAGAACGUGGGCUUUGACACCAUCCCCGCCUGCUGGUGGUGGGGCACAGUGAGCAUGACCACUGUGGGCUACGGGGACGUGGUGCCCGUGACAGUGGCUGGCAAGCUGGCAGCCUCAGGCUGCAUCCUCGGUGGCAUCCUGGUGGUGGCGCUCCCUAUCACCAUCAUCUUCAACAAGUUCUCCCACUUCUACCGGCGCCAGAAGGCUCUGGAGGCGGCCGUCCGCAACAGCGGCCACCAAGAGUUUGAGGACUUGCUGAGCAGCGUUGACGGGGUGUCAGAGGCAUCGCUGGAGACAUCCCGAGGGACCUCUCAGGAGGGACGGUCCACAGACCUGGAGAUGCAGGCCCCCCGUGCACCUCCAAACUCUCAGAGUUAUUAAAACCAGGAUCCGAGUCCCCCCUGCACCCCCAAGUCAGCUGAAACAGAGCGAAUUGUUCCCUGUGCAAGCUCUUCAUGAGAGGGAGCCUCUUGGGACCCUUGGCCUGAGAAAUGAAACCUGGGCUGCAUAUCUCCCUCCAAAGGCCCAGGCCAGCACAGUGCCACCUAGAUGCUGUGCGCGCACAGUGCCACCUAGAUGCUGUGCGCCCACAGAGCCACUUGGACACCUUGAUUAACCAGCCUCCCCAGCCAGGAAGCAGGCAUGAGCCAGAGGAUGAAGUGGAAGGAUGGGGACGUUCUGAGCACCUGCCCUGCGCUGGCCCAGUUUGUCCCUGUGGUUCGAGAUGAGAACUGCCUCACUUCACAGAUUAGGAGGCUGAGGUCUGGGGGGGAGUGUCUCACCCAAAUGUGGUGGAGUCAGGUGUGAAGUCUGUGUUUGUGGUCGGCCCCCACAAACGUUUCAUCCACCCCACUCCUCUGCUCUCACCAGGUUUGAUGUGAUUUUAGGGGGUCUGGGGUUCCCCAGAGUUCAUCCAUAGGGUGAGAAUGCUCUGUCAGGGAGGGAAAGGAACAGAUGGGAUUUGGAGGUAGGAGACCUGGACCUCAGCUGUGGUUCUUUCCUGGGAGCUGAAGGGACUCAGCUCUUGAAUGAGUCCUGGGGGAGGGGAAGAGAACUGCCUCCUAAGCCCAGGUGCAGGAUUUGCUGAGCAAUACCCUCCCGCCUUUCUUCCCAGGGCAGACUUGAGAGCAGAUCUGAAGCGGCCCUGGCCUGAGGCCUGAGGCCUAGACUGAGACCCAGCUGUGGACCUACUGUGAGCCAGCUCCUGGUCCUGGCUCAUGACCCAGGGGGAGAUGAAAGCUGAGUGGAGCAGAGGAGGCACAGAAUUAAAGCCAGCUUAGCUCUGAAAUGUCAGAGGCAGGGCUUCCGUGCAUGUCCCCAUACUGACUACGGCUGUCCCCUUCUACCCACCACACACACAUCCAGCCCUCCUUGAGAAGCCAAGGUAAAAACUUGAGACUCCUGUCUGUCCCAGGGCUAGCUCUGGCCUGUCCUCCUUUGCUGUGGGUAAAUCUUUCAUACUCCCUUGCCCACUCCUCUCUCCACUGGUGGAGAGAGCUGGGAAGUGUUCUCAUGGCCCUUUCCACGGACACUGGCUAGAGCGCCAUCACUGUACCAUCAUGGCCACACUGAGCCUCAGGAUGGAAGGUAUCGUUUGGCUGAACCCAGGCUUGGGGCAGAGGAGGUACUUGGUACAUGUUGACCAGAUUGACUGAUUCCUAUAGCCUUUGGACGCCAAGCAUUGAGCUGGGAGAAGAAAUAGCCAGACAGGGAGAGAUUCUGGAUGCUCUUGAAAGAGUGUGUGAACAAGACCAAAAAGGAGGCCAUUCAACUCUGCUUCCCCUGGCCCUCCUUGAGUUUUUUGAGGUUUUAAUUUUUAUUUAUUAUUUUGUGGUACUGGGGAUUGAAUCUAGAG